Molecule: messenger RNA, 579 nt
Organism: Anopheles moucheti
Lineage: Eukaryota; Metazoa; Arthropoda; Insecta; Diptera; Culicidae
Product: transmembrane protein 17-like
Exons: 3
Biological process (GO): non-motile cilium assembly
Cellular component (GO): ciliary transition zone
Source: RefSeq, a predicted model, not a curated record
AUGUACAAUACACAUCGAAAGGAACCGAUUACGCAGGUGAAUAUUGUUAUCAGAGCUUCCGUUUAAUUAUGCAUGAUUAUCGCUUUCGUUUCGUUUCUAUUAGAGGAAGAAGUAAUAUCGCACCUGUGGGUACAGCUGCUGAUUCACAUCAAUGUUUACUUCUACGGCGUUUGGCUUGUAGUGGCAGUAAUCUUUCUUAACCAUGAGUUUGCUACCAUUAGCGGUAUAGAGAAAAUUCUGUCUAUCCUUUCACUAGUAGUUGCUAUACCACUGGAAGUUAUCCGGCUGUACCUUGGCCACACGGGAAAUCUGAUGAGUGCAAUACCGAAUUUUGCCGGAUUCCUUAUACUGUCGUUACUGAUUCAACUGCCACUGCAGAUUUACCUAUUACUGGCCACGCACACUAUUCAUCAUACGGUGGCAACGGUCGUACAGUCCAUCACGAUCGCGAUGCUCGUGCUGCAGAUCAUCGUUGGCAUACCGGCAAUGCGGAAACUGUCCGCAUUUCGCAGGAAACAAUUUCAAAUACAACGCUGGCAAUAUAUCGGUAGGCGAACCGGGAAGAAAGAAGUAAAUUGA